This is a messenger RNA of Rhodotorula graminis WP1, 654 nucleotides long. RefSeq lists its product as uncharacterized. The coding region runs from base 1 to 654 and encodes 217 amino acids. The record is from RefSeq and is a predicted model, not a curated record. Lineage: Eukaryota; Fungi; Basidiomycota; Microbotryomycetes; Sporidiobolales; Sporidiobolaceae. The transcript has a single exon.
AUGGCCAGCUCCGGGUCGACUGAACGGCGCCCAGGCGAGGUCGGGUCCAUCACGGCGCUCAAGUCGCAGCCACGCGCCGACGAGGCGCUCGACCUGUUGCGCAAGAUCGCGUCCUUGGUCAAGCCCAUCAUGCGCCGGCACGGUUGGCACCUGCCGACGCUCUCUGAGUUCUUCCCCAAGAACCCGAACCUGCUCGGCGUCAACAUCAACGGCGGUGUGAAGAUCUGCAUCCGCCUGCGGCCCCAGCACGACCCGUCGUCGUUCCUCCCGCUCGAGGACUCGCUCAUCGGCACCAUGCUCCACGAGCUCGUCCACAACGUGCGAGGUCCGCACGACGACAUCUUCUUCAAGAAGCUCGACGCCCUCCAGGACGAGUACGACGAGCUGCGCGCCAAGGGCUACAGCGGCGAGGGCUUCCUUGGCGACGGACGCCGCGUCGGCGAGGGCGUCGGGCCCGACAAGGGCGUCAGCGUGCGCGAGGCGCGCGAGAAGGCGCUUAAGAGCUUCGAAGAGCGCGAGCGCGUCCGCAAGGUGCUCGGGACGGGCGGCCGGCUCGGCGGCGCGGCGCCCGACACGAGGGGCAAGAGGAUGUGCGACGUGCUGGCCGAGGUGCGUCCCCCUUUCCCUGCCCUCUCUCGAUGCCUCUCGUACUGA